GGUAUUGUUAUCACUCGCUGAGUACACAAUACAACACAUCUGUUCGACUCUUUCUCUCGUAUUCCAUCAUCGCUGCUACUGCACGUACCCCCCAUCUCCUUCCUUCGGAUCCCCGUAGAAUCUAUAUUGAUUGCAACCGACAUGGCUAUCGAAGCAUACGAUCUCAUCCAAGAGGAUGCUUUGAUACAGCUCACCAGAGCUGAACUGCAGGCGUUGGGCAAGGCACACAACGUCAAGGCUAAUCUUAAAUCUGCCACCAUUAUCUCUCAACUACUCAAAAAAUUCCCCGACGGUGUACCCAACCCGAACACUAAUUCGGCUCUUGCACCUCGUAAGAAAGGUAGGACAAAAAGGGGAGAUGCUAAGAAGAAGAAAGCUCAAAUCAAGAAGGAGGAAAGCGUCAUUGCCUCUGUCAUGUUCUCGAACGGAGACAGCGGGCUUGAACACAAUGAGGGGCGAACUUCGGCAUCACCUUCAGGCAACCCUCCUAUAACAAAUGAUGAAGUCACAACCGAAACCGUCUCACGACCGACAAAAAGUCGUCCCGCACGAGCUACUUCGCGUAAACAAACCGCGUUCGAAGAGCCUUUUAGUGCGUAUCCCCAUCGCUGAGGCAAGGUUCUAUGUUGAUGGUUGUCCCUGAUAACCAUUAGGACCAACAUUAUCUGUACAUUCCCCUACAUCCUCCCCUGCCCACCCAGAAAUCGUCGCACUCCCUGUUCCAACAGAAAUCGCCACCACUC
Lentinula edodes (shiitake mushroom) is the source of this 743-nucleotide messenger RNA. RefSeq lists its product as uncharacterized. Lineage: Eukaryota; Fungi; Basidiomycota; Agaricomycetes; Agaricales; Omphalotaceae. Bases 142 to 612 code for a protein of 156 amino acids. The record is from RefSeq and is a predicted model, not a curated record. The transcript is spliced from 3 exons.